Molecule: messenger RNA, 1719 nt
Organism: Oenanthe melanoleuca
Lineage: Eukaryota; Metazoa; Chordata; Aves; Passeriformes; Muscicapidae
Gene: SCLY
Product: selenocysteine lyase
Exons: 13
Coding region: 163-1443 (426 amino acids)
Source: RefSeq, a predicted model, not a curated record
GGUGGCUGUGGGGCAGGCGGGAGGGUGAUGGGUGGUUAGGGUGCCUCAGGCAAGGCAGGUGCCUGGUCGCCCAUGGGCAGCCGCAGGUCUGUAACCCACGGUGCCAGGUUGGUGACUGCUGCGAGACGGUGACAGUGACGGCAGCUGUGACUGACGGCAGUGAUGGGCAUGGGGACAGAGCCAGUGGAGGCGCAGUGUGACUCAUUGGAUGGAAGGGUCUACCUGGACUACAACGCCACCACCCCUCUGGCCCCCGAGGUGGCCCAGGACGUUUGGGAUGCCAUGUGCCAGGCCUGGGGCAACCCCAGCAGCUCCCAUCCCGCAGGCAGGAAGGCAAAGGAGCUCAUCAGCAGCGCACGAGAGAGCCUGGCAAGGAUGCUAGGAGGCCGCCCUGAGGAUAUCAUCUUCACCUCAGGGGGCACGGAGGCAAACAACAUGGUGAUUCACACUGCCUGCAGGCACUUUCAAGAGAGCCAGCAUAGGAGGGGGGACAGCCAGGGCACACCACACAUUGUGACAUCGAGUGUGGAGCACGACUCCAUCCGCCUGCCGCUGGAGCAGCUGGGGAGGGAGGGCCUGGCAGAAGCCACCUUUGUGUCUGUGUCUCCACGGAGCGGGCAGGCAGAGGUGGACGAUGUCCUGGCUGCCAUCCAGCCAAACACCUGCUUGGUCUCCCUCAUGUUGGCCAAUAACGAGACCGGAGUCAUCAUGCCUGUCGUGGAGCUGAGCCAGCGCGUCCGUGCCCUCAAUCAGCGCAGAGCAGCAGAGGGUCUGCCCAGGAUCCUGGUGCACACAGAUGCAGCACAGAUGAUUGGCAAGGGGCGUGUGGACGUGCAGGAGCUGGGCGUGGACUACCUGACCAUCGUGGGACACAAGUUCCAUGGCCCACGGAUCGGAGCACUGUACACCCGCAGCCCUGGCACCACCAACCCGCUGCACCCCAUGCUCUUCGGAGGGGGACAGGAGAGGAGUUUCCGGCCAGGCACCGAGAACACCCCGAUGAUUGCCGGCCUUGGCCAGGCUGCAGAGUUAGUGAGCAAGAACUUGGAGGCCUAUGAGGCUCAUAUGAGAGAUGUCCGGGAUUAUCUGGAGGCCACUCUGGAGGCCUCCUUUGGGAAGCAGAGGAUUCACUUCAACAGUCACUUUAAGGGCUCCAAGCGACUCUGCAACACCUGUAACUUCUCCAUCCUGGGCUCAGGCCUUCAAGGACGAAGGGUGCUGGCUCACUGCAAGGUGCUCCUGGCUAGCGUCGGGGCUGCCUGCCACUCUGAGAAGGGGGAUCGGCCCUCCCCAGUGCUGCUGAGCUGUGGGAUUCCCCCAGAGGUGGCACAGAACGCGCUGCGGCUGAGCGUGGGGCGUGGCACCACACGGGAAGAUGUGGACAGGGCUGUGCAGGACCUCGUGCAGGCUGUGGAGCAGCUGGAGCAGGAUCAGGCCCCAUAGACUGAUGGACACCACUCAGGUUCUUGGGGUGGGCCCCUGGGGGGCAGAGCUCCUGUUGCCAGCUCCACCUGCUCCUCAAGGAGACAGCUGUGACUAUGCCAGCACCUGAGGGAACCCUGCGUGGCCCAGGGAGUUUCUGGCCUCACCAACACUGGAAGACAUAAGUGUCACACGGAUCAGGAGCUUUGUCAGCUGGGCUGGCUGAUAUCAGGGAACUUGGUCUCCCUAGGUAUUCAUAGGAAUAAAAGUAAAUGCUUUUUCUUUUCACAAGUAAAA